AUGGCAGGGGACGAGGAACCAAAGCUCCAAGGCUUACACUUGGAGAAUGCAAACGCACCACCCUCAUCUGUGUUGAACGGUCUGCUUCCAAGCCGCGUGUCGCAAGAAGCGUUUAGUACUAUCUCUCACCUCCGCAAGGAGCUGAUUGAAAAGGGACCCGCAUCAUCCUCUCGGGGUACUGAAGAUGUCAAGAACACAAAAACACUUAUAUCGGUCGCACUCGAUGUUGCUUUCAAAGUGACUCCAGCGGCAGAUCAGCCUCCCGGUAUCGAGACAGAGAAACGCCUCUUAGACUGUCUGGAUAUUAUUCAGCUUCUCAUCGAGAGCUCUUCUAGAGUCCUUGGUAAAGAUCUUGAGACUCAGGUUUCGAGUCAAGAUGCACCUUUACCGUUUUAUAUAGGACUGGUUAUUGGACUGAUUGACCUUGGCGCCAAACAUGAUAUGUUUCGAUCGUCAUUCGUUCCUCGAAAUUCCGUUUCUAUACUUCUCAAUGCUAUAGCCGCUGAUAUUAUAAGAUCCCUUGAGGUCAUUGACAUUGUGAAGCCUGGAUCGUCGGACAUUACCUUGCCUAGCGCAGGAAGUUCUAUGGAGAAGGACCUAAUGACCAAGCUGAAUUUAUCACGACGUCUGUUCCAAAGUACAAUUCACCUUGGAGACCUCAGUCGUGCCAUGCAUAUGUUAUUCCAAAUUCUUGAGGCCCUUCUUCCAUCUGCAGAGGAGAGGCUCGAUGGUUUCUCGGCAGCAGGUAUUAUACAGGAUUUCACAGCUGCCCUUAGGCUGACUGCUAGCGCUUGGAAAUGCCUUUCCUCAAUGAUGAAACGAUGCGGAACGGUCUCGAGGCAAAUUAUUGUAGACCCUGUGGUUCAAUGUCUCUAUUUUAACCACCUUCUGAUGAGAACGUCGUUAAAGGCAGACAAAAUUGAAUAUAUGGAUGCUCAAGCUAGUAAAAUAUUCAGCGAAAGCCUAGCAACAGUUCUUUCAGAUCCAAUCCUUAGCGGUGAACCUCAAAUUGAGAAGGCGUUGCAAUAUUGCCUCGAAAGUCUAAGAGAAUUUCAAGACGUCUCACCGGCAACUAGGGUGAAUGUACAGGGAAUUUUCGUCCCUAGGAUCUUCGACCUCGAGACCCAAAGUUCUUCAUCGUUGCAUACUUCAUUAAAGGCCUUGUUUGACGUGCACGAGGAACCAAACACUGCUGCAGUUUCGGAUGAUGACCUUACCCAGCGUGCCAACAAGCGCAUUCGACUCUCAGAACCCCAAAGUACACCUAACGAGGACGGUCUAACCCAGCAAAACUUGAGAAGAGCCUCUAAGCUUUUGGGAUCUGAAGAUUUGAAAAGUCUCAGUGAGCUAGUUAAUGUCGCGAAACGAGUAUUUACAGAAAUUCCAGAACAGCAGAAAUGUGAAUUUCUCGCCGUAAUCGCAACAGUCCCGUGUAUUGCAGCUUCACAUAAAGAUGACAAUUCGCCUCCGGCGAUGACAACUAUGUCGUCGAUAUCCUUUCAUUGCCAAACUUGUGACUCAGAACAUACUGUUUUGAAUGAUCUUGCACCUUGGCAUGGUAGCGAAGCCAAUGAGUUCCGGGACCUUCUUUUGAAUUUCCUACCGACAAUUUCACGUAGUUCGCAGUUGCGCAUAGCGUCUUUACUUGCAUCCAGGCGGUUUCUCUACCAUGCCCCUGAGACCAAAAACCUGUCGAUUAAAUCCUUACAGAUAGGUGAAAUGUGCCUCCACUGUUUGAAAGCCACUUCUAGGGAGUUGCGAAUCACAGCCGGGGUAUCCGAGGAUGAGGAGUUGAAUAUUAUCCUACUCCGUCUUCUUGAAUAUCUAGGACACACGAAUCCUUAUAUUUGUGCUGUGGCCUACACGGAGCUUCUUAAGUUAUCACAAGCAUUGUCCACGACAGUAGCAGGUCUGCUUCGCCCAUUUUGGAGGUCAUUAUCAGUCACUGUGGUUAAGAAUCUACGGAAUCGCCCGCACAUGGCAGAGCAGCUAUGUGACAUGUUAGGAAUGUCCGUGGACAGCUUCCUGCAACUAACUGAAGUUCAUACAUUACCAUAUCUUGUUCGCACAGGCAGACGGGAGAUCAUUAUGAGGAUUGCCGCAACUUAUCCCGCCAAGUCCCCUUUUGAACUUUGCAUGGAACGCAAUAAUUUCGCUUCGAUUAUUGCGUAUCUGCUGAGUCAACAAGAGCAAAAUCACGAGAGCAUGAUAUAUUCUCUUCUGGUUGAUGUUGAUCCCAAGUUCAAAGGCACCUCAGUCACAAUGUUGCUUAAAACUGAACCUAUACCUAUCACUCGUGAGCUGUUGAAGAACAUAGGUGAUGCUAGCGGCAAUCAAGAUUUGAAGUUUGACGGUGCACUUCGACUCCUUGCUAAACUUAUACCUACUAAAAGAUCAUCCGGAACGUCCAACUCAAACAAAUAUCCCGACGUUGGUCUUUUCAUAGAGGAACAUCUCUUAGGUCUCAUAACAGAAUUUUCGGAUACCGUGAAUGACGUCCGUAUACGUUAUUCGGUUAUAGAAAAGAAGCGCAAUAUCAUAGCUAUCGGAGAAAUGAUCAAACUCGCUAGAGGUCAUGUCAACGUAGCCAUUCCACAGAUAUGUUCUUGUCUCAGAUCCUCUCUUGAGGUUGACGAGUUGUGUGAUCAUGCCUUUUCUGUCUGGUGCAUUCUCAUUACUUAUCUUGAGCCUGAUGAGGUUGAGGCGCUUAUUGAUCAAUCAAUUGCAAUCAUAGUCCGAUACUGGAAAAGUAUCCAGGAGGGCAGUAAGCAGAUGGCAUUGAUUCUCAUGGAUCAUUUAUUUCAACAUCAUAGCUAUCAACUGCGGGAGAUUUUUCAAACUCUACCCUCACUUUUAUCUAUCCCUGAAAUGUCCCGGUUUGAGGCUCAAAUAAACAACAUCAAGGGCUCUAUGGAUAUCAGCGAGCGUUUGGGAGCAUUCAGUGUUCGUUGUCAAAGCGAGAGUCUGACUGUCGUCGAACAAGCUCUGCAGGAGCUCGUCUCCUUCCUGGAUGAUAAGAACGGGCUUCUACAUAAAAUGCUUGUCAACAAUCAAUCUAACAGUGGAGUUGCACAAUUAACACGCACCCUUCUCGAUUGUUGUUUAAAGUUUCAGUCUGGCUCCGACGAAAUAGCCAUACUAUCCGCACGUGCCCUUGGUUUGAUAGGAUGUUUGGACCCUAACAGGGUUGAAAUAACAAAAGAGAAGAAAGACAUUGUAGUCCUUUCGAAUUUUGCUAUUGCAGAAGAGACGUUUGAUUUCACGAUGUUCUUUCUUCAAAAUGUCCUUGUUGAUGCAUUUUUGUCGGCUUCAAAUACUCGAGCCCAGAGUUUUCUGGCUUAUGGCAUGCAGGCACUUAUGAGCUCCAGCGAUAUAACAACAGAGAUUACCGCACCUUCAAACGACAUUGAGAAGGACAACAAACACCGGCGCUGGCUAGAUUUACCUGAGAUUGUGAGGAACACUGUGACCCCUUUCCUGACGUCGAGAUACUCUAUCACCGUAGGUGCUCCGAAAACAGAGUGCACCUACCCGCUGUUUUUGCCUGAUAUGAGCUACGGAAAAUGGCUACGUACUUUUGUCAUGGAUAUGCUCCAUAAGUCUUCCACGUACAAUGCCAAUAUGAUUUUUGGAGUGUUCACCAGGAUCAUUCGUGACCAAGACAUCACAAUCGCUGCUUUCAUAUUACCUUUCGCAGUCUUAAGUAUUGCAGCAGAUGGUUCCUCGAAACACAAGGAAGAAGUACGCCAGGAACUUAUUCAUGUACUAUCUCAUCCUUUACCCGAGGGUAGCACUCGUGUGAGAGAAAAUGUUCUUCUUUGCAGCGAGAGAGUAUUCAGUGUUUUGGAUUAUUUGUUAAGAUGGCUGCAAGGGAAGAAGAAACAGCAUGCCCUUCUCGCAAACAAUCUCUCUGGAAACCGUAAUCAAGCUGAAACAAUGCUUGAGCUCUCUUCGUCGCAGAUCAAAAAUGUCGAGCAAAUAUUGUCUUCUAUACCACCAGAGGUCAUAUCAAAAAGAGCCGUGGAAUGCAAGUCUUUCUCUAGGGCCCUUUUUCACUGGGAACAAUACAUUCGACAGUGCAGCAGCUACCCCGAGAGACAAGAUGACAAUGAACUCGAACCUCUCUACCAGCGCCUCCAGGAGAUAUACACACAGAUUGAUGAGCCAGACGGCAUUGAAGGAAUCUCAACGUAUUUACAUGUGCUUAAUGUAGAUCAGCAGGUCGUCGAGCAUCGUAAAGCUGGCAGAUGGGCUGCUGCUCAAAGCUGGUAUGAGUUACAGUUGGACGAGGAUUCAAGCAAUAGCGAAGCGCAGUUGAAUCUGCUCACAUGUCUGAAGGAGUCUGGUCAACAAGAUGCACUCUUGAGUAGAUUUGACACGUUCAGUCAAUCUGAAGCGUAUCCAUCAAAGCUUCUGCCAUUCGCUGUAGAAGCUUCUAUUUCGAUUGGAAAAUGGUCGAAAUUAGAUGAAUAUCUCAAAAUAUGUCCCAAGGAAAAUGUUACCGAUUUUACCAUUGGCAUAUCCUCGGCGCUAAUUGCUCUUCGCAAUGGUGACAAGACGCAAUUUCAUGAUACCAUCCAGAAACUAAGACUAAACAUUACAAGAUCUAUGACAAUUAACUCGACAAUAUCUUUGCAGUCAUGCCAUGACGAGUUACUUCAACUACAUGCUCUGUCUGAUGUUGAAGCUAUUGUGAAUGCAGACUCGCGCCCAGGGAUGACAAAGGCAGAACUUGUGGAUACUUUGGAUCAUCGUCUGGGUUUGCUGGGGGUAUACAUUUCUGAAAAACAGUACCUAUUAGGAUUGAGGCGGGCUGCCAUGGAACUUUCGACCGGAUUCUCAGAGCCAGACAUAGCCGCUGUCUGGCUCACAAGUGCUCGUCUUUUCCGAAAGAACGGUCACAUAGGACCGGCUUAUAAUGCAGUAAUGCAUGCGGCCCAAUCCAAAGCAAAAUCGGCCACAAUUGAGCAUUCUCGUCUACUCUGGUCAGAUGGACAUCAUCGAAAGGCAAUCCAGAUCCUGAAAGGAGCAAUAGCUGCGAAUGCUUUUGUUUCCGACGAACAUGAGACACCAAUAAGGACGUCUGUUUCAAUGACUGGAGACCGAGCUGAAGCACAAAAUAUUCUCGCUGCGAAGGCAAGUUCUUUGAGGAAGUUCCAAUGCACUGAAGCACACCUAUUGCUAGCAAAGUGGUCUGAUCGAGCUGGGCAAACCCAUUCAGAUACUAUAGUCCAGCAAUACCGAGAGGCUAUCAAAUUGCAUACUAGGUGGGAAAAGGCACAUUACUAUCUUGGAAAACACUACAAUAAAAUCAUAGAAUCCGAAAGAGCAAAAACGCCUGGCAAAGAAUCUCAGAUUUAUCUGACUGGUGAGGCUUCGAAACUAGCCAUCGAUAACUUCCUGCGGUCCUUAGCGAACGGGAACAAAUUUGUCUUCCAAACAUUACCCAAGGUCCUGACCCUGUGGUUGGACCACGCGUCAAAUGUUAAUAAACCCUAUGAUGCCAGGCGUGGAGAAAAUUCCGAAUUCCAAAGGCAGAUCAACGCUCAACGGAAGAAGAGCCUAGAUGAUAUGCAUUCCCAGCUGAAGAAAUAUCUUAAUCGUAUACCCCCGGAAGUGCUCUUCACUGUUCUCUCUCAAGUCGUUGCUCGAAUAUGCAAUGUGAAUGCCACAGUACACGAUCUGUUAGCCAAGAUAGUGAUCAAAACAGUCACCCAUUUUCCGCGUCAAGGUCUCUGGACUGUUUUAGCUUUGGUGAAGUCAUCUUCAAAGGAUCGUGCUUCAAGAGGCAUUGCAUGCCUUCAGAAAAUAUCAGAAAUCAACAAAAAGGUUAACAGAAGUGACAUUUCGCCAUCUGAUAUACGGUUGAUGAUCAAUCGAGGACAAAAGUUCUGUGAGGAACUGUUGAGCCUAUGUAUUGGGCAUGUAGAAGAGAAAGGAACGGCCAAAAUAAGCCUGGCUCGAAACUUGGGAUUUAACCACAAAGUGGCUCCAUGUCGCCUAGUGGUACCAUUUCAGAGCAUGCUAACUCCAAUUCUACCACCGACUCAUGACCAGUCGUUUUUGAAGCAGUUCAAUCCCUUUCCGGGUGAUGUUGUCAGCAUAGAAAAAGUUCUCGACGAGGCGUUGGUUCUGAAUUCACUGCAGAAGCCACGCAAAAUCAGCAUUAUAGGCACGGAUGGAAAGGUUUACAGUCUCCUAUGCAAGCCGAAAGACGACCUCAGGAAGGAUCAGCGUCUAAUGGAGUUCAACAACAUGAUCAAUGGAUUCCUUAAGAAAGACGUCGAUUCAAUCAAGCGGCGCAUGUAUAUCAAAACCUACGCUGUGACACCCUUAAACGAGGAGUGUGGACUUAUAGAGUGGGUUGACAAUCUACGUACCCUACGGGAAAUUGUCAUGAAACUUUUGAGAGAGAGGGGAACAGCUUUGAAUUUUCAUGAGAUCCGGAACUAUUUGAAUGAAGCUUGCUCAAGUGAUGAGAAACUUCCUAUGUUCACGACAAAGAUCCUGGCAAAGCUCCCCCCUGUUUUACACGAGUGGUUUGUUGAAAUGUUUCCCGACCCAGGAGCAUGGUUAGCGGCGAGAUUACGGUUUACCCGAACCAGUGCUGUCAUGUCCAUGGUCGGCCACGUCCUUGGACUGGGUGACCGUCAUGGAGAAAAUUUACUUUUCGAAGAAAGUACGGGAGGUAUAUUGCAUGUAGACUUCAACUGCUUAUUUGAUAAGGGUUUGACAUUUGAGAAACCCGAGGUAGUCCCAUUUCGUUUGACACAUAAUAUGGUCGAUGCUUUUGGGGCUUACGGCUACAACGGGCCGUUCCGUAGGACCUGUGAGAUAACACUCGGCCUAUUGCGGCAAAACGAGGACGCGCUCAUGAAUAUCAUGGAAACAUUCUUAUACGAUCCCACAACGGAUUUUAUUGGCAAGAAGGCAAGACACGCACUUCGCUCCAUCAAACUAAAACAGGACAAUGCUAACUGA
This is a messenger RNA of Talaromyces atroroseus, 6981 nucleotides long. RefSeq lists its product as hypothetical. Bases 1 to 6981 code for a protein of 2326 amino acids. The transcript has 26 exons. Gene Ontology annotation, cellular component: nucleus. The record is from RefSeq and is a predicted model, not a curated record. Gene Ontology annotation, biological process: telomere maintenance; protein phosphorylation; DNA damage checkpoint signaling. Gene Ontology annotation, molecular function: protein serine/threonine kinase activity; protein binding. Lineage: Eukaryota; Fungi; Ascomycota; Eurotiomycetes; Eurotiales; Trichocomaceae.